Messenger RNA from Peromyscus maniculatus bairdii (prairie deer mouse), 18248 nucleotides. NCBI's taxonomy places the organism in Eukaryota, Metazoa, Chordata, Mammalia, Rodentia, Cricetidae. The record is from RefSeq and is a predicted model, not a curated record.
CACCGCAGGCUCGCAGCGUCCCCCCUCCCCGGGGCAUGGACCCCGCGCUCUGCCCGCGCACGGCUACUCGCAGCGCCCUGCACGCGGCCGCCUAGAGCCCGCGACCUACCCAGCGGGACAAAAGGCGCGGCAUCCCGGCGCUGCCCAGCCCAGCCCAGCCCAGCCCAGCCCCGGGAAGGCAGCCGCGCUCCGGGCUGGUCCCCCUUUCAUUCUCCGCUCCAAACUUUGAGGUAGUUCAGAGACUGCAAAGGGCUGAUGAGGCACCAGAGAGGAAGUCCUCUGCCUGCUGUUGAGGAGUAAGCACAGUGCUUAGGAGCUUAGGGCAAAGCAGCCAGCAAACGAGGGCAAAAAAUGAUUGCCCGGGAAGUGGUCUGCACAGUAUUCCUGGUGGCUCUUCUUCGUUCUUCCCUAGCUGGAGAUGGGACCCCCCAGCCGGAGAGCAGGGCUGAGGAGAUUCCGGAGGGGGCAUCCACGUUGGCUUUUGUGUUUGAUGUGACUGGCUCCAUGUAUGAUGAUUUAGUUCAGGUUAUUGAAGGGGCUUCCAAAAUUUUGGAGACGUCUUUGAAGAGACCUAAGAGACCUCUUUACAACUUUGCUUUGGUGCCUUUCCAUGAUCCAGAAAUUGGUCCAGUGACAAUUACCACCGAUCCCAAAAAAUUUCAGUAUGAACUCAGAGAGCUCUAUGUUCAGGGUGGUGGUGAUUGUCCAGAAAUGAGUAUCGGAGCUAUAAAAAUUGCCUUGGAAAUUUCCCUUCCUGGUUCUUUCAUCUACGUUUUCACUGAUGCACGAUCCAAGGAUUACAGGCUCACUCAUGAGGUGCUGCAGCUCAUUCAACAGAAACAAUCCCAAGUGGUGUUUGUGCUCACUGGAGACUGUGAUGACAGGAAUCAUAUUGGAUACAAAGUCUACGAAGAAAUUGCGUCUACAAGUUCUGGUCAAGUGUUCCAUCUGGACAAGAAGCAAGUGAAUGAGGUGCUGAAGUGGGUGGAAGAAGCAGUUCAGGCCUCCAAGGUUCACCUCUUAUCCACCGAUCACUUGCAUCAGGCUGUAAAUACUUGGAAAAUUCCAUUUGAUCCCAGCCUCAAAGAAGUUACUGUGUCCCUGAGUGGCCCUUCUCCCGCGAUUGAAAUUCGCAAUCCUUUUGGGAAGCUGAUAAAAAAGGGAUUUGGCUUGAAUGAGCUGUUAAAUAUCCAUAACUCUGCCAAAGUGGUGAAUGUCAAGGAGCCAGAAGCUGGAAUGUGGACAGUGAAGACCUCCAGCAGUGGAAGACAUUCUGUUCGUAUCACUGGUCUCAGCACUAUUGAUUUCCGAGCUGGCUUUUCCCGAAAGCCCACGCUGGACUUCAAAAAAACACUCAGCAGACCCGUGCAAGGGAUACCUACCUAUGUGCUACUGAACACUUCUGGAAUCUCCAGUCCAGCUAGAGUCGAUCGCCUCGAACUUCUGAGUAUCUCAGGGGGGUCUCUUAAGACGAUUCCUGUUAAACACUACCCAGAUCGAAAACCUUACGGCAUCUGGAAUAUUUCUGACUUUGUUCCACCAGAUGAAGCUUUCUUUCUCAAAGUGACAGGCUAUGACAAAGAUGACUAUCUCUUCCAGAGAGUGUCGAGUGUUUCGUUUUCCAGCAUUGUCCCAGAUGCUCCCAAAGUUACAAUGCCCCCGAGGACCCCAGGAUACUACCUGCAGCCAGGCCAAAUCCUCUGUUCGGUUGAGAGUCUUUUGCCCUUCACUUUGAGCUUCGUGAGAAAUGGAAUUGCACUGGGAGUGGACCAGUACUUCAAAGAGUCGGCUAGUGUGAACUGGGAUUUCAAAAAGGUCACGUUGUCUGAUGAAGGCCCCUAUGAGUGUAUUGCUGUGAGCGGCGCAGGGACUGGACGGGCACAGACGUUUUUUGAUGUAUCAGAGCCCCCUCCGAUCAUCCAAGUGCCUAAUAAUGUUACAGUCACUCCUGGAGAAAGAGCAGUUUUGGCGUGUCUUGUCAUCAGUGCUGUGGAUUACAAUCUGACAUGGCAGAAGAGUGGCAGAGACGUCCGCCUAGCAGACUCAGCAAGAAUCAGGACCUUGGCCAACCUCUCGCUGGAGCUGAGGAGUGUGAAAACUGGUGAUGCUGGGGAGUACCGGUGUGUGGUUUCCAGUGAAGGUGGAUCAGCAGCAGCUUCAGUUUUCCUCACAGUGCAAGAAAAACCCAAAGUCACUGUGAUGCCCAAGAACCAGUCUUUCACCGGAGGGUCUGAAGUCUCCAUCAUGUGUUCUGCAACAGGCUAUCCCAAACCAAAGAUUGUCUGGACCGUUAAUGAGAUGUUUAUCAUGGGUUCACACAGGUACAGGAUGACCCCAGAAGGCACUUUAUUCAUCAAGAAUGCAGUUCCCAAAGAUGCAGGGACCUACGGUUGCCUGGCAAGCAAUGCAGCUGGAACUGAUAAGCAGACUUCUACUCUCAGAUACAUCGAAGCCCCUAAGUUGGUGGUAGUUCAGAGUGAGCUCUUGGUGGCCCUUGGGGAUACUACCGUUAUGGAAUGUAAAACCUCUGGGGUUCCUCCACCUCAAGUAAAGUGGUUCAAAGGAGAUCUUGAAUUGAGGCCCUCAGCAUUCCUCAGUAUUGACCCUCUCAUGGGACUUUUAAAGAUUCAAGAAACACAAGAUCUGGAUGCUGGUGAUUAUACCUGUGCAGCCACCAAUGAUGCUGGAAGAGCAACAGGCAGACUAACUCUGGAUGUAGGCUCACCUCCAGUUUUCAUACAAGAACCUUCUGAUGUGUCCGUAGAAAUUGGUUCCAAUGUGACAUUACCUUGUUACGUCCAGGGUUAUCCAGAGCCAAAGAUCAAAUGGCGAAGAUUGGACAACAUGCCAGUUUUCUCAAGACCCUUUUCAGUUAGUUCCAUCAGCCAACUGAGAACAGGCGCUCUUUUUAUUUCAAAUCUGUGGGCAAGUGAUAAAGGAACAUAUAUCUGUGAAGCUGAAAACCAGUUUGGAAAAAUACAGUCCCAAGCAACCAUAACAGUGACAGGACUUGUUGCCCCACUUAUUGGCAUCAGCCCCUCUGUGGCUAAUGUUAUUGAAGGACAGCAGCUAACUCUGCCUUGUACGCUGUUGGCUGGAAAUCCCAUCCCAGAACGGCGGUGGAUGAAGAACUCGGCCAUGUUGGUACAAAACCCUUACAUAACUGUGCGCAGCGAUGGGAGCCUCCAUAUUGAAAGAGUUCGGCUUCAGGAUGGAGGCGAAUAUACUUGUGUGGCCAGUAAUGUUGCUGGAACCAAUAACAAAACCACCUCUGUGGCCGUGCAUGUUCUGCCAACCAUCCAGCACGGGCAGCAGGUACUCAGCACAAUUGAAGGCAUUCCAGUCACUUUACCAUGCAAAGCAAGUGGGAUUCCCAAGCCAUCUAUCACCUGGUCAAAGAAAGGAGAGCUGAUUUCAACUGGCAGCGCCAAGUUUUCCGCAGGGGCCGACGGGAGUCUGUAUGUGGUGUCACCAGGAAGCGAGGAGAGUGGAGAAUAUAUCUGUACAGCCACCAACGCAGCCGGCUAUGCCAAGAGGAAAGUGCAGCUGACUGUCUAUGUAAGACCCAGAGUGUUUGGGGACCAAAGAGGACUGUCCCAGGAUAAGCCUGUGGAGAUCUCUGUCCUGGCUGGGGAAGAGGUGACACUUCCCUGUGAAGCUAAGAGCUUACCCCCGCCCAUCAUUACCUGGGCCAAAGACAGCCAACUCAUCUCUCCGUUUUCUCCAAGACACACGUUCCUCCCUUCUGGCUCAAUGAAGAUCACAGAGACUCGCGUUUCAGACAGUGGGAUGUAUCUUUGUGUUGCCACAAAUAUUGCUGGGAAUGUGACUCAGUCUGUUAAAUUAAGUGUCCAUGUUCCUCCAAAAAUACAGCAUGGAACUAGACACAUAAAAGUCAAAGUGGGCCAGAGAGUAGACAUCCCAUGCAGUGCCCAUGGGUCUCCACCUCCCGUGAUCACCUGGGUUAAAAGCGGAAGGCCCGUGCUAACUGAGGGAGUGCAGCAUCCUCGCAAUCCGGAUGGAACCCUGAGCAUCGAGCAGGCUGUGAUCUCAGAUGCGGGGGUCUACACAUGUAUCGCCACGAACAUAGCCGGCAGUGAUGAGGCGGAGGUGACCCUGCAUGUCCAAGAACCACCCACAGUGGAAGACCUGCAACCUCCUUUUAACACUCCAUUCCAAGAAAGACUGGCCAAUCAGCGCAUUGCAUUUCCAUGCCCUGCAAAAGGUACUCCUAAACCAACCAUCAAGUGGUUACACAAUGGUAGAGAGGUGACCGGCCAAGAGCCUGGUGUUUCUAUCUUGGAAGAUGGUGCGCUGUUGGUAAUUGCUUCUCUUACACCACAUAACAAUGGCGAGUACAUCUGUGUGGCCAUCAAUGAAGCUGGGACCACAGAAAGGAAAUAUCACCUCAAAGUUCAUGUUCCACCGGUAAUUAAAGAUAAGGAACAUGUGACCAACGUGUCCGUGCUGGUAAACCAACUGGCCAGUCUGUACUGUGAAGUAGAAGGAACUCCAUCGCCCGUCAUUAUGUGGUAUAAAGAUGACAUCCAGGUGACAGAGAGCAGUACUGUUCAGAUUGUGAACAAUGGGAAGAUGCUAAAGCUCUUUAAAGUGUCUGCAGAGGAUGCAGGAAGAUAUUCCUGCAAAGCAAUUAAUAUUGCAGGAACCUCUCAGAAGCACUUUAGUGUCAAUGUACUAGUUCCACCCAGCAUAAUAGGUGCCAGCUUCCCAAAUGAAGUCUUGGUUGUUCUUAAUCACAACACCACCCUGCAGUGCCAUGUCAGAGGCACUCCCUUCCCUGCUAUUCACUGGUUCAAGGACGGCAAGCCUUUAUUUUUGGGAGAUCCCAACAUUGAACUUUCAGACAGAGGACAAAUUUUACAUCUGAGAACUGCACGGAGAAGUGACAAGGGGCGCUACCAAUGUUCUGUGUCUAAUGCAGCAGGCAAGCAAGCCAAGGAUAUAAAGCUGACUGUCUAUGUUCCACCUAGUAUUAAAGGAGGGAACGUUACCACAGAAAUAUCGGCGUUGCUCAACAGCAUAGUUAAACUGGAAUGUGAGUCCCGGGGGCUUCCAGUGCCUACCAUUACCUGGUAUAAGGAUGGCCAGGUCAUCAUAUCCAGUUCACAAGCACUUUAUGUUGAUAAAGGACAAUUUCUUCACAUUCCAAGAGCACAAGUCUCUGAUUCAGCAGCAUAUACAUGCCACGUAUCCAAUGUUGCUGGAACAGCUGAAAAAUCAUUCCACGUUGACAUCUAUGUUCCUCCAAUAAUUGAAGGUGACUUGGCCAUGCCUUCAAAUAAGCAAGUUGUUAUUGGUCAGUCAUUGAUCUUGGAGUGUAAAGCUGCUGGCAACCCUCCUCCCGUUCUUACUUGGUUAAAAGAUGGUGUACCUGUGAAAGCCAGUGACAACAUCCGCAUAGAAGCCGGUGGGAAGACACUUGAAAUCCUGAGUGCCCUGGAAGGUGACCGGGGACAAUACAUAUGUGUGGCUACCAGUGUGGCAGGAGAAAGGGAAAUCAAAUACGAAGUUGAUGUCCUAGUGCCACCAGCUGUGGAAGGAGGAGAUGAAACCUCUUACUUCAUUGUGAUGGCAAAUAACUUGCUGGAGCUAGAUUGCCAGGUCACAGGCUCUCCGCCACCAACUAUCAUGUGGCUAAAAGGCGGUCAGUUAAUCGAUGAAAGAGAUGGAUUCAAGAUCUUACUAAAUGGACGCAAACUGGUUAUUGCUCAGGCUCAAGUGUCAGAUACAGGCCUUUACCAAUGUGUGGCAACGAACAUUGCAGGGGACCACAGGAAGGAGUUUGAAGUGACAGUGCAUGUUCCUCCAACAAUCAAGUCCUCAGACCUUCCCGAGAAAACUGUGGUGAGGCACAAGCCAGUCACCUUGCAGUGCAUCGCCAAUGGCAUUCCCAGCCCGUCCAUUACAUGGCUGAAGGACGACCAGCCUGUGAACACUGCCCAAGGAAACCUCCGAAUACAGUCUUCUGGCAGAGUUCUACAAAUUGCCAAGGCUCUUUUGGGAGAUGCUGGCAGAUACACGUGUGUGGCUACCAAUGCCGCCGGAGAAGCCCAGCAGCACACUCAAUUGCACGUGCACGAACCCCCGAGCCUGGACGAUGCAGGAAAGAUGCUCAAUGAGACAGUGGUGGUGAAUAACCCCAUUCAACUGGAGUGUAGAGCAGCAGGCAAUCCUGUUCCUGUUAUUACAUGGUACAAAGACAACCACCCACUCUCGGGUUCUACAAGUGUAGUCUUCCUGAACAGAGGGCAGAUCCUUGAUAUUGAAAAGACUCAAAUCUCAGAUGCUGGCAUCUAUAAAUGUGUAGCCAUCAACUCUGCUGGAGCUACAGAAUUGUUUUACAGCCUACAAGUUCAUGUGCCUCCUUCGAUCUCAGGUAGCAGUUCCAUGGUGGAGGUGGUGGUGAAUAAUCUAGCAAGGUUGGAAUGUGAAGCCAGGGGCAUCCCUGCCCCCAGCCUGACCUGGUUGAAAGAUGGGAGCCCUGUCUCUAGCUUCGCUAAUGGAAUACAGGUUCUCUCUGGGGGUCGCAUCUUAGCUCUGACCAGUGCACAGAUGAGUGACACAGGAAGGUACACCUGCGUGGCAGUGAACGCUGCUGGGGAGAAGCAGAGGGACAUCGACCUCAGAGUAUAUGUUCCACCCAAUAUUAUGGGAGAAGAACAGAAUGUCUCUGUCCUCAUUAGCCAAGCUGUAGAGUUAACUUGUCAAAGUGAUGCUGUUCCCCCACCUACUCUCAUGUGGUUCAAGGAUGGCCGACCUUUGCUGAAGAAGCCAGGCCUCAGUGUCUCUGAAAAUGGCAGUGUGCUAAAGAUUGAAGAUGCUCAGGUUCAAGACACUGGUCGUUACACCUGUGAGGCAACAAAUGUCGCUGGAAAAAACGAGAAAAACUACAAUGUUAACAUCUGGGUACCACCUAGUAUUUAUGGAUCUGAUGAGCUCAUGCAACUUACUGCCAUUGAAGGGAAUCUCGUCACUCUGCUGUGUGAAUCAAGUGGAAUUCCACCCCCAAAUCUUACUUGGAAGAAGAAAGGCUCUCUGGUGUUGGGUGACUCUGUGGGACGAGUUCGCAUUUUAUCUGGAGGCAGACGGUUACAAAUUUCAGUCGCCGAGAAAGCUGAUGCAGGACCCUACACGUGUGUGGCAUCCAAUGUGGCUGGAAUUGCAAAUAAAGACUAUAAUCUGCAAGUGUACAUUCGACCAUCUAUAGCCAACAGCGGCAGCCACCGCCCUGAAAUUAUCGUUAUCCGUGGGAAGAGUAUUUCCUUGGAAUGCGAGGUGCAGGGUAUUCCUCAGCCAACAGUGACUUGGAUGAAAGAUGGCCGUCCUUUGAACGCAGGAAAAGGAGUGGAAAUAUUGGAUGAAGGGCGCAUCCUUCAGCUGAAGAAUGUUCAUGUGUCUGACACAGGCCGUUACGUGUGUGUUGCUGUGAAUGUAGCAGGAAUGACUGACAAAAGAUAUGACUUAAGUGUGCAUGCCCCUCCAAGCAUCAUAGGGAACCAAGGAAUUCCUGAGAACGUCAGUGUGGUGGAGAAGAGCUCUGUAUCCCUGACUUGCGAAGCCUCUGGCAUCCCCCUGCCUUCUAUAACCUGGCUUAAAGAUGGCUGGCCCGUCAGCCUCGGCAGUUCUGUGAAAAUUCUCUCAGGAGGCAGGAUGCUGCGGUUGAUGCAGACCAGACCAGAAGAUGCUGGCCAGUAUACUUGUAUUGUAAGGAACGCAGCUGGUGAAGAGAGGAAAAUGUUUGGACUCUCAGUAUUAGUUCCUCCUCAUAUUGUGGGUGAAAAUACAUUGGAAGAUGUGAAGAUUAAAGAGAAACAGAAUGUAACCUUGACUUGUGAGGCGACAGGGAACCCUGUGCCGCAGAUCACAUGGCACAAAGAUGGACAGCUUCUCCAAGAAGAUGAAGUCCACCACAUGAUGUCUGAUGGCCGUUUUCUCCAGAUCACCAAUGCUCAAGUGUCACACACAGGACGAUACACAUGUUUGGCCUCUAAUACAGCUGGAGACAAAAGCAAAAGUUUCAGUCUCAAUGUGUUUGUAUCUCCAACAAUUGCUGGUGUAGACAGCGAUGGCAGCCCUGAAGAUGUCAUUGUCAUCCUUAACAGCCCCACGUCUCUGGUCUGUGAGGCAUACUCCUAUCCCCCGGCUACCAUCACCUGGUUCAAGGACGGAGCACCUUUAGAAUCCAACCGGAAUAUCCGCAUUCUUCCAGGAGGCCGCACCCUGCAGAUACUUAAUGCACAAGAAGACAAUGCGGGAAGAUACUCAUGUGUGGCCACUAAUGAGGCUGGAGAAAUGAUAAAGCACUAUGAAGUGAAAGUCUACAUUCCACCCAUCAUCAAGAAAGGGGACCUUUUGGGGCCAGGCCUUUCCCCUAAAGAAGUGAAGAUCAGGGUGAACAACAGCCUGACUUUGGAGUGUGAAGCUUACGCCAUUCCUUCUGCCUUGCUCCGCUGGUACAAGGAUGGACAGCCCCUGAAGUCUGAUGAUCAUGUGAACAUCGCUGCCAAUGGACACACUCUCCAAAUCAAGGAAGCUCAAAUAUCAGACACUGGACGAUACACUUGUGUUGCAUCUAACCUUGCAGGCGAAGAUGAGUUGGAUUUUGAUGUGAAUAUCCAAGUGCCUCCAAGUUUUCAGAAACUCUGGGAAAUAGGAAACAUGCUAGACACCAGCAGGAGUGGUGAAGCCAAAGAUGUAAUCAUCAACAAUCCCAUUUCUCUGCACUGCGAGACAAACGCUGCUCCUCCCCCAACUCUGACAUGGUACAAAGAUGGCCGCCCUCUGACGUCCAGUGACAGAGUACUGAUUUUGCCAGGAGGGCGAGUGUUGCAGAUUCCCCGAGCCAAAGUAGAAGAUGCUGGGAGGUACACAUGCGUGGCUGUGAAUGAGGCUGGGGAAGAUUCCCUUCAGUAUGACAUCCGUGUACUCUUGCCACCAGUUAUCAAGGGAGCAAAUGGUGAUCUCCCAGAAGAAAUCACUGUGCUGGUUAAUAAGAGUGCACGGAUGGAAUGUUCGUCCAGUGGUAACCCAGCACCGAGGAAUUCCUGGCAGAAAGAUGGACAACCCUUGGUGGAAGAUGAACAUCAUAAGUUCUUAUCUGAUGGCAGGAUUCUUCAGAUUCUGAAUGCUCAGAUAACAGAUAUCGGGAGGUAUGUGUGUGUCGCCGAGAACAGAGCCGGGAGUACCAAAAAAUACUUCAACCUCAACAUUCAAGUUCCUCCAGGUGUCAUUGGACCUACCCAUGAACAUCUCUCUGUGGUGGUGAACCAUUUCAUCUCUUUGACCUGUGAGGUGUCUGGUUUUCCUGCUCCUGACCUCAGCUGGCUCAAGAAUGAACAACCUAUCAAGCCAAAUACAAAUGUUCUCAUUGUACCCGGUGGUCGAACUCUACAGAUUAUUCGGGCCAAGGUAUCUGAUGGUGGUGAAUACACCUGCAUCGCUAUUAACCAAGCUGGAGAAAGCAAGAAGAAAGUCUCCCUGACUGUCCAUGUGCCCCCAAGCAUUAAGGAUCAUGGCAGCGAGUCUCUUUCUGUAGUUAAUGUGAGAGAGGGGACCUCAGUGUCAUUGGAAUGCGAGUCAAAUGCUGUCCCUCCCCCAGUCAUCACCUGGUCUAAGAAUGGGCGGACGAUAACAGAUUCUACCCACGUGGAGAUUUUAACUGGUGGACAGAUGCUGCACAUCAAGAGAGCCGAGGUGUCUGACACAGGCCAGUAUGUAUGUAGAGCUAUAAAUGUAGCAGGACGAGAUGAUAAAAAUUUCCACCUCAAUGUAUAUGUGCCUCCCACCAUUGAAGGGCCUGAAAGAGAAGUCCUUGUGGAGACAGUCAGCAAUCCAGUGACAUUGAAAUGCGAUGCCACUGGGAUCCCCCCUCCCACCAUAACGUGGUUGAAGAACCACAAGCCUAUAGAAAAUUCCGACCCCCUUGAGGUUCACAUUUUGUCUGGGGGAACCAAACUGCAAAUUGCCAGACCUCAGCAUUCUGACGGGGGAAACUACACCUGUGUUGCAUCCAAUAUGGAGGGAAAGGCUCAGAAACACUAUAUCCUUUCUCUGCAGGUUCCCCCAAGCAUUGCUGGUGCUGAAAUUCCAAGUGAAGUCAGUGUCCUUCUCGGGGAAAAUGUUGAGCUGGUCUGCAAUGCAGAUGGCAUUCCCACCCCACAUCUUCAGUGGCUUAGAGAUGGAAAACCCAUAGUGAAUGGUGAAACAGAAAGAGUCAGUGUCACUGCAGAUGGCAGCACAUUAAACAUUUACAGAACUCUCACAUCUGACAUGGGGAAGUAUACCUGUGUUGCUACUAAUCCCGCUGGAGAAGAAGACCGAAUAUUUAACUUGAAUGUCUACGUUCCACCUAAAAUCAGAGGUAAUAAAGAAGAGGCAGAGAAACUGAUGGCUCUGGUGGACACGUCAGUAAAUAUUGAAUGCAAAGCCACGGGGACACCUCCACCGCAGAUCAACUGGCUGAAGAAUGGCCUUCCUCUGCCCCUCUCCUCCCACAUCCGCUUGCUGUCAGCUGGGCAGGUUGUCAGGAUCGUGAGAGCUCAGGUGUCUGACGUCGCUGUGUAUACUUGUGUGGCCUCCAAUAGAGCUGGUGUAGAUAGUAAACACUACAGCCUUCAAGUCUUUGUGCCACCACAUAUGGACAAUGCAAUGGGAACAGAGGAAAUCACAAUUGUCAAAGGCAGUUCUACCUCUAUGACGUGCUUUACAGACGGAACCCCAACUCCAAGUAUGUCUUGGCUCAGGGAUGGCCAGCCUCUGGUGCUUGAUGCUCAUCUGACCACCAGCACUCAAGGAAUGGUCCUGCAGCUCAUCAAGGCAGAAACUGAAGAUUCUGGAAAGUACACCUGUGUUGCCUCAAAUGAUGCUGGAGAAAUCAGCAAGCAUUUUGUCCUGAAAGUCCUAGAACCACCUCACAUCAAUGGAUCUGAAGGACCUGGAGAGGUAUCAGCAGUUGUGAAUAAUCCACUUGAGCUGUCCUGCAUAGCUUCUGGAAUCCCUGCUCCUAAAGUCUCCUGGAUGAAAGAUGGCCGGCCUUUUCUACAGACAGAUCAAGUGCAGAUUCUUGAAGGAGGGGCCAUCCUUCGAAUAUCCAGUGCUCAGGUGGAGGAUACAGGAAGAUAUACUUGUCUGGCAUCCAGUCCUGCCGGGGAUGAUGAUAAAGAAUAUUUAGUGAGAGUACACGUGCCUCCUAAUAUUGCUGGAAUGGACGAGUCCCAGGACUUCACUGUGUUAAGGAACAGACAGGUGACACUGGAAUGCAAAUCGGAUGCAGUGCCUCCGCCUGUGGUCAUGUGGCUCAGAAAUGGGGAGCGGUUACAGAAUUCAGGCUCAGGAGUGGCUGACACAUCUGUAAUAUCCCCACCUCCAGCUCUCUGGGACCAGAAUCCUAAGGAGCAGUCAAAGAUUCUCUACAGCUCCCUACACUUAGUUCCUCCAAGCAUCAGUGGUGGUCCCCAGAGUCUUGUCACUCUCUUAAAUACAUCAAUUGUACUGGAAUGCUUUGCUGAAGGUGUGCCAACCCCAAGGAUAACAUGGAGAAAGGAUGGGGCUGUGCUAGCCGGAAGCCAUGCAAGAUACUCCAUCUUAGAAAAUGGAUUCCUUCAAAUUCAGUCAGCACAUGUCACAGACACCGGACGGUAUUUGUGUAUGGCGACCAAUGUGGCUGGAACAGACCGUCGGCGAAUAGAUUUACAAGUCCAUGUUCCUCCAUCUAUAGCUCCUGGUCCUACCAAUGUAACAGUAACAGUGAAUGUCCAAACUACUCUGGCUUGUGAAGCUACUGGGAUACCAAAACCAUCAAUCAACUGGAGAAAAAAUGGGCAUCUUCUUAAUGUGGAUCAAAAUCAAAAUUCAUACAGGCUCCUUUCUUCGGGUUCCCUCGUCAUUAUUUCCCCCUCCGUGGAUGACACUGCCAGUUAUGAGUGCACUGUGACCAGUGAUGCUGGAGAGGACAAGAGAACCGUGGACCUCACUGUCCAAGUUCCUCCUGCCAUAGCUGACGAGCCUACGGAUUUCCUGGUAACCAGAGAGGCCCCGGCUGUCAUGACCUGCACUGCUUCCGGACUUCCGGUUCCCUCGAUUCACUGGACCAAAAAUGGCAUAAGACUGCUUCCCAGAGGAGACGGCUAUCGGAUUCUGUCCUCAGGAGCAAUUGAGAUAUUUGCUACCCAAAUAAACCAUGCAGGAAGAUACACUUGUCUUGCUAGAAAUGCAGCUGGAUCAGCGCACCGGCAUGUAACCCUUCAUGUCCAAGACCCUCCAGUCAUUCAGCCCCAGCCAAGUGAACUGGAUGUCAUUCUAAACAACCCCAUCUUACUUCCAUGUGAAGCAACAGGAAUACCCAGUCCAUUCAUUACUUGGCAAAAAGAAGGCAUCAAUGUCAUUGCCUCAGGCAAAAGCCUUGCUGUUCUUCCUAGUGGCAGCUUGCAGAUCUCCAGAGCUGUUCGAGAGGAUGCUGGUACUUACAUGUGUGUGGCUCAGAACCCUGCUGGUACAGCCUUGGGCAAAAUCAAGCUGAAUGUACAAGUUCCUCCAGCCAUUAGUUCCCAUCAAAAGGAAUAUGUUGUUGCUGUGGAUAAACCUGUCUCCCUACUGUGUGACUCAGAGGGCUUCCCACCACCUGACAUUACCUGGCAUAAAGAUGGGCAGGCACUUGCCGAAUCCAUCCGCCAGCGCAUCCUGAACUCAGGUGCUCUGCAGAUAGCAUUUGCUCAGCCUGAUGAUGCUGGUCAGUACACAUGCAUGGCAGCUAAUGCGGCGGGAUCCAGCAGCGUGAGCACCACACUCACUGUCCAUGUACCUCCUAGGAUCCAAAGUACAGAAGUACACUACACAGUCAAUGAGAACUCCCAAGCUGUUCUUCCGUGUGUUGCUGAUGGAAUCCCCACACCUGCAAUUCGCUGGGAAAAAGACAGUGUUCUUAUAGCCAACUUGUUAGGGAAAUACACUGCCCAGCCAUAUGGAGAGCUCAUCUUGGAAAACGCUGUGCUGGAGGAUUCUGGUACCUACACAUGCGUGGCUAACAAUGUUGCUGGUGAAGACACACGUACUGUGACACUGACGGUUCAUUCCCUUCCCACUUUUACUGAACUUCCUGGAGACCUGUCAUUAAAUAAAGGCGAACAGCUGAGGUUAAGUUGUAAAGCCACUGGCGUCCCAUUGCCCAAACUAACAUGGACCUUCAACAACAAUAUUAUUCCAGCCCACUUCGACAGUGUCAAUGGACACAGUGAACUUGUUAUUGAAAAGGUGUCAACGGAGGACUCAGGCACUUACGUGUGUACAGCGGAGAACAGCGUUGGCUUUGUGAAAGCGAUUGGGUUUGUGUAUGUGAAAGAGCCUCCAGUCUUCAAAGGUGAUUACCCAUCUAACUGGAUUGAACCACUUGGUGGUAACGCAAUCCUAAACUGCGAGGUGAGAGGAGACCCCGCCCCAACUAUCCAGUGGAGCCGGAAGGGUGCGGACAUAGAAAUUAGCCACAGGAUCCGACAACUGGGUAAUGGUUCCUUGGCCAUCUAUGGUACCGUGAAUGAAGACGCCGGGGACUACACGUGCGUAGCCGCCAAUGAGGCCGGGGUGGUGGAGCGCAGCAUGAGCCUGACUCUGCAAAGUCCUCCCAUUAUUGCUCUUGAGCCAGUGGAGACUGUUGUGGAUGCUGGUGGCAGAGUCAUAUUGGACUGUCAAGCAACUGGUGAACCCCAGCCAACCAUCACGUGGUCCCGCCAAGGGCACCCCAUCCCCUGGGAUAACCGACUCACCAUGCUUUCCAAUAGCUCCUUAUUCAUCGCUGCUGCUCGCAAGGAAGAUACCUCUGAAUAUGAGUGUGUUGCCCGAAACUUGAUGGGCUCUGUCCUUGUCAGAGUGCCUGUCAUAGUCCAAGUGCAUGGUGGCUUUUCGCUGUGGUCCGCCUGGAGGCCCUGCAGCGUCAGCUGUGGAAAAGGCAUCCAGAAGAGGAGUCGGCUCUGCAACAACCCACUCCCAGCCAACGGUGGGAGGCUGUGCCAAGGGUCGGACUCAGAAACACGGCACUGUCAAAAUAAGUUGUGUCCAGUCGACGGUCACUGGUCAGAAUGGAGUUUCUGGGAAGAAUGCACUAGAAGCUGUGGGCAUGGCAACCAAACCAGGACCAGAACUUGCAGUAACCCAUCGGCUCAGCAUGGCGGGCGGCCAUGUGAGGGGCAUGCUGUGGAAAUCAUCAUGUGUAACCUUAGGCCUUGCCCAGUCCAUGGAGUGUGGAGUGUUUGGCAGCCUUGGGGUGCGUGCAGCAAAAGCUGUGGGAAAGGCAGUCAGACAAGAACAAGGCUCUGCAACAACCCGCCACCGUCAUUUGGUGGGGCCUACUGCAGCGGAGCAGAAACCCAGAUGCAAGUCUGCAGUGAGAGACCCUGUCCAGUUGAUGGCAAGUGGGGGACGUGGGCCAGCUGGAGUGCCUGCAGUGUGUCCUGUGGAGGAGGUGCCAGGAAGAGAACACGGGACUGUUCUGACCCACUGCCACAGCACGGAGGAGGCAGAUGUGAAGGGAGUGACGUCCAGAGUGAUUUUUGUAACAGUGACCCUUGUCCAACUCACGGUAACUGGAGCCCCUGGAGUGGCUGGGGAACAUGCAGCCGGACUUGCAAUGGAGGGCAGAUGCGAAGGUACCGCACGUGUGACAACCCACGUCCUGCCAAUGGAGGAAGAGCCUGUGGGGGGCCAGAUACCCAGAUCCAGAGGUGCAACACUGACAUGUGUCCUGUGGAUGGAAGUUGGGGAACAUGGCACAGUUGGAGCCACUGUUCUGUCUCUUGUGGAGGAGGCGAAAGGAUGCGGAAGCGGCUAUGUGACAAUCCAGUACCAUCUAAAAAUGGCCGUUCCUGUCCAGGAGAUGCCACCCAGGUAUCCAGAUGCAAUACGCAGGCAUGUCCAGGUGGACCCCAGCGAGCCAGAGGGAGUGUUAUUGGGAAUAUUAAUGAUGUUGAGUUUGGAAUCGCUUUCCUCGAUGCCACAAUAACAGAUAGCCCCAACUCUGAUACAAGAAUAAUACAGGCCAAGAUUACCAAUGUGCCUCGAAGUCUUGGUCCAGCAAUGAGAAAGAUCAUUUCCAUCCUAAAUCCCAUUUACUGGACAACAGCAAAAGAAAUAGGAGAAGCAGUCAAUGGUUUUACCCUCACUAACGCAGUCUUCAAACGAGAGACCCAAGUGGAAUUUGCAACUGGGGAGGUCUUGCGGAUGACACACGUGGCCCGGGGCUUGGAUUCUGAUGGCACUCUGCUGCUCGAUGUCAUUGUGAGUGGCUAUGUCCUGCAGCUCCAGUCACCUGCUGAAGUCAGUGUGAAGGAUUACACGGAGGACUACGUUCAAACAGGACCUGGGCAGCUCUAUGCCUUCUCAACCCGCCUCUUCACCGUCGAUGGCAUCAGUGUCCCCUACACGUGGAACCACACCAUUUUCUACGAUCAGGCCUGGGGGAAAAUGCCCUUCUUAGUAGAAACCCUUCAUGCAGCUUCUGUGGAGUCUAACUAUAACCAGCUGGAAGAGACACUGGGUUUUAAAAUCCAUGCUUCAAUUUCCAAAGGAGAUCGCAGUAACCAGUGCCCCUCUGGCUUCACCUUAGAUUCAGUGGGACCCUUUUGUGCUGAUGAAGAUGAAUGCACAGCCGGGAAUCCCUGCUCCCAUACCUGCCACAAUGCCAUGGGAGCCUAUUACUGCUCCUGCCCCAAAGGCCUCACCAUAGCUGCCGAUGGAAGAACCUGCCAAGACAUUGAUGAGUGUGCUUUGGGUGGACAUACGUGUCAUGCUGGUCAGGACUGUGACAACACCAUUGGAUCCUAUCGCUGUGUGGUCCAUUGUGGAACAGGUUUCCGAAGAACUUCUGAUGGGCUCAGUUGUCAAGAUAUUAAUGAAUGUCAGGAAUCCAAUCCCUGUCACCAACGCUGCUUCAACGUCAUAGGAAGUUUCCAGUGUGGAUGUGAAGCUGGCUAUCAACUCAAAGGCAGAAAAUGCAUUGAUGUGAACGAAUGUAGACAGAAUGUGUGCAGACUAGACCAACACUGUAAGAACACCCGAGGUGGCUUUAAGUGCAUUGAUCUUUGUCCAAAUGGAAUGACCAAGGCUGAAAACGGGACCUGCAUUGACAUCGAUGAGUGCAAAGACGGGACCCAUCAGUGCAGAUAUAACCAAAUAUGUGAGAACAUGAGAGGCAGCUACCGGUGUGCAUGCCCAAGAGGUUAUCGGUCCCAAGGAGUUGGAAGACCUUGUAUUGACAUUAAUGAAUGUGAGCAAGCACCUAAACCUUGUGCACAUCAGUGCUCCAACACCCCCGGCAGCUUCAAGUGUGUCUGUCCACCAGGACAACAUUUGUUAGGGGAUGGGAAAUCUUGCGCUGGAUUGGAGAGGCUGUCGAGUUAUGGCACUCAAUACAGUAGCUAUAACCAUGCCCGGUUCUCCCCUGUGAGAAGUGAUUAUCAGCCUCGGCAGCCUUACAGACAGCACUCACAACUCUACAGCUCCUACUCAGAGUAUAGAAACAGCAGAGCAUCUUUCUCCAGGACUAGAAGGACUAUUAGGAAAAGUUGCCCUGAAGGCUCUGAGGCAAACCAUGACACAUGUGUAGAUAUUGAUGAAUGUCAAAACAGAGAUACUUGCCAACAUGAGUGCAAAAACACCAUCGGAAGCUACCAGUGUGUCUGUCCGCCAGGCUAUCGACUCAUGCUCAACGGGAAAACAUGCCAAGAUGUUGAUGAAUGCCUGGAGCAGAACGUGCGCUGUGGGCCGAAUCGCAUGUGUUUCAACAUGAGAGGAAGCUACCAGUGCAUUGACACACCCUGUCCGCCCAACUACCAGCGGGAUCCUGUUUUGGGGUUCUGCCUCAAGAACUGCCCACCCAAUGACUUGGAAUGUACCUUGAGCCCAUAUGCCUUGGAAUAUAAACUUGUCUCUCUCCCAUUUGGAAUAGCUGCCAAUCAAGAUUUAAUCCGGCUGGUUGCAUACACAGAGGAUGGAGUGAUGCAUCCCAGGACAACUUUCCUCAUGGUAGAUGAGGAACCAGCUGUUCCUUUUGCCUUAAGGGAUGAAAACCUGAAAGGGGUAGUGUACACUACCCGUCCACUACGAGAGGCAGAGACCUAUCGCAUGAAGGUUCGAGCUUUAUCCUACAGUGCCAAUGGGACCAUUGAGUAUCAGACCACAUUCAUAGUUUAUAUAUCUGUGUCUGCCUACCCAUACUAGGAAGUACUCCAGAACCUAGUCCAGAUAUUUCAACCUCGUUAAUCAUGGCAAUCAAGGAGCCCUACAGUUUACUAUCUCUUGAACAGUUGCAAUCUCAGCAACUUGAAAAUGGUGCUGUACUCUGUUAUCUGCAUGUUCCUUGGUACUGCUGAGGUAUCUGUAUGAUCCCACUACAGUCGUGUAUCUUCCAGUAAGGUCUAGUGGAGUCCUUCAUUAUUUUCUUUAUUUAUUACACUGGAGCAGUUACUUCCCAAAGAUUAUUCUGAUCAUGUAACAGGACACAGCAGUGAUGUUGUGUAUAGCAUAAUAGCUAAGAUCCUUCUCUUGGAAACAAUAUUUAAAAAGUAAUUCAAAUAGAUUUCUGAGCAUUUGGCUAUUCUUAGAAGCAUAAAACCAGUUUUUAUGUGUUUUGAUAAAAGCUUAUGGCAUAAUAUAAGAUUUUUAAAAUAUUGAUAUAAGACUUCUAUAUCUCCUUUCAAGUUUUUUUCAAUUUUAAGAAUUAAAAAAGAGAGAGAGAGAAACACCAGUAUUUCUGAAGUAUAGUGCAGAUAUAAGUUUGUUUGAUCCUACAUGGAACUUACCAUGAUUAAAUACUCAAGAUAUAGUCCCAGUGAUUUUGUGAAAUUUAUCUGAACCUCUUACUAUGUUAUCAGAAAGUUACUUCCCCUUUAGACAAUCACCCAUGCCAUGGGUCUUUGACAUUUUGAUAUAAACUUUUAUUCACUCAGCUCCAUAACUUUUACAUUCCAUAUUUUUUAUUUUAAGACAUAUCAAUAGAAGAGAUUUCUUGAUUAUUUGUAAUCAUAUAUGUUCAAGUUAACAUGUUAAACGUCAAUACACUGUACAUGGUGGUAACAGACUCUGUAAGCAAUUGUCAAGAUGUAUUCUAUUUUUAUGAAGUGUAUAUAUUACCUUAGUGUGUAUUUUCUAUAUAAUAUCUUUAUGGACUCUUUUAUAAAAUUAUUUUAUAAGAAAAUUACAGUAAAAUCAGCCUAAAUAAAGUUUUCACCUCUUUUUCUUAA